CCGCCGCGCCUCCUGAAAACCAAGACCCCGGCGGCGUACGCAGUGAGCAGAGGCUUCAACUAGAGGGAUCGCGAGGCAGUUAAAUCCGAGACGAAUCGUCCUAUCCCGCACUGCGAUGAGCACCCCUGUCGUGCCCUCGGAUUUGCAGCUUCACCUGAGUCAGAGGACCCAUCCCGGGUUCAGAGAACAAAGAAAACAAAAACUCAAGGAACAUCUGCUCAAAAGAAAAACUUUUUCUGCAUACAAACAAGAAAAUCAAAUAUCCAGUAGCAGAGACCAAAGAGUGAUGACAUUGGAGGGUCAGGUCCAAGAAGAAACAAAAGUUCUGAAACUUAAGACAAAAAUGGCUGAUAAAGAAAAUGUCAAUAGACCUACAAGAAGCAAAAAUAAUAUAACAGUGGACAAAAUUUGUAUUCCUUUAAAACCUUCUAAUGAAUUAACCAAUUCAGAUAUAACAAUUGAUACACAUAAUCUGGAGAAUAAUAAUCAAACUCUGCAGUUGUUACCAAUUAAAGACGAGCCCCAAAGUCAACGUAUUACAUUAAGCCAAGCAUUUCACAUUAAAAACAACAAUAAAAAGAAACCAAUGACUACAGAAAAACCGAAGCAAGAUGCUAACACGCUCAAGAAACCCGUGCUUGGAUCUUAUCGUGGCCAGAUCGUUCAGUCUAAGGUUAAUUCAUUUAGAAAACCUGUACAAGUCAAAGAUGAAAGCUCUGCACCAACAAAGAAACUUUCUACCACUAUCUCUAAAGCCACAAAGCCUCAGCCUGUAAUCACCCACAGUGUGACGGUGAAAAGUGACAAAGCCUCAGAUAUGAGGACCACCACUAAAGGUGUGAACACUGUACCUCAGAACAGACAACUUUUGCGUCCUCCCAUUAGAAGUCACCACACUAAUACCCAGGACUCUGUGAAACAAGACGUCGGUAGAACCUCUGCCAAUGUUACAAUUCGGAAAGGGCCUCAUGAGAAAAAAUUACUGCAAUUAAAUCCAGUUUUAUCUAGUGUCAAAACCAGUUCUCAGGAAGUAAAAAGAAGUAAGACACUAUCAAGAAGCAUCACAUCUGCAAUUAUAGCCAGGCCUGCUUCAUCUGCUAAUACUAAACUGAUAGAAAAGGCAAAAACUGUUGACCAGCGCAGACAUACUAUAGCAAAGGCAACUAUCAAUUUUAAGUCGGCUCAGCCCAAAGAAACCGCAGAAGAGAGAAAAGCUCGUCUGAAUGAGUGGAGAGCUGGCAAAGGAAGAGUGCUGAAAAGGCCUCCUAGCUCAGUAGUUACCCAGCCUGAACCUGAAGGACAAAAUGAAAAACCAGUUGGGUCCUUUUGGACUACCAUGGCAGAAGAAGAUGAACAAAGAUUAUUUACCGAAAGAGUGAACAAAACGUUUUCUGAAUGCCUUCACCUGAUUGAUGAGGGAUGCCCAAAGGAAGAAAUAUUGGACACACUGAACGACCUGAUUAAAAAUAUUCCAGAUGCCAAAAAACUUGUUAAAUACUGGAUAUGCCUGGCACGUAUUGAACCACUCACAAGUCCUAUUGAAAAUAUUAUUGCAAUCUAUGAGAAGGCCAUUCUGGCAGGAGCUCAGCCUAUUGAAGAGAUGCGACAUGCAAUUGUAGAUAUUCUAACAAUGAAGAGUCAAGAAAAAGUUAAAUUUGGACAAAAUUUUGAGGAGGCUUGUGCAACCAAGGAACCAAUCCAAGAAGUCAACUUUGAUGAUAUUGGUGGUAGUAAUCUAGAAUCAGGAAACCCGGAAAUAGAAAAUGUGAUAUUUCAAGAUCGUGAAAUAGAGCAAGAUGACAAAACAAAACAUCCAACCACUGAUGUUAAAACCCCUAGUGCAGAAACUAGGGAGAGUUGCUUAAUUAAAUAUAAUGUGUCUACUACACCAUACUUGCAAAGUGUAAAAAAGAAGAUUCAGUUUGAUGAAAUGAAUUCUAUGUUUAAAGAGCUGAAGUUUCUAACACCAGUUAGACGUUCUCGACGUCUUCAAGACAAGAAUUCUAAAUUGCCAGAUAUGUUAAAAGACCAUUAUCCUUGCGUGUCUUCAUUGGAACAGUUAACAGAGUUGGGAGAUGAAACUGAUGCUUUUAUAUGCCGCCCUAAUGAAGCACUGUGCCGGAUGUAUACAGAGACUGAAACAACAGAAGAAACGUAAAGCUAUGCUAAGGAAUGAGGAUUUUAUUCCUGGGGUGUUUUGUUUGUUGUGGCUUUGUACGUCUUAGGUCAGGAGUUGGCCAGGUACCCAAGUAUUCAUUGCAGUAAGCUCUUUUACUAACAUAGACAUUAUAGUAGGUGUUGCCUUCUGUGCGUCGGAAAGCUAAAUCCUACAUUAUCUCUGCAAAGAUUUUUCUCUAAGAUAGGUAAAUUUUGUCAACUAGUUUACUAUGUUCCUUGAAUAUGAUUAGUAAAUGUCAUUCAUGUUUCAUUGGUAUUCCUAAAAUAACUAACACUUAAUCUUGUUUUGUAAUAUAAAAACUUCACUAUUAAAUCAUGUCUCUUGAAACAUGAUAGUUAAAUAUUGUAAACAGUUCUCUUCUCCCCACACACAUAAGUACCACCAAUAAAAUUGUUUUUUAUGUCUUUGAACUGA
This is a messenger RNA of Pteropus alecto (black flying fox), 2593 nucleotides long. It is a transcript of the gene CKAP2, whose product is annotated as cytoskeleton associated protein 2. The transcript is spliced from 9 exons. Bases 116 to 2158 code for a protein of 680 amino acids. The record is from RefSeq and is a predicted model, not a curated record. Gene Ontology annotation, cellular component: microtubule cytoskeleton. Gene Ontology annotation, biological process: negative regulation of microtubule depolymerization. NCBI's taxonomy places the organism in Eukaryota, Metazoa, Chordata, Mammalia, Chiroptera, Pteropodidae.